Molecule: messenger RNA, 973 nt
Organism: Ornithorhynchus anatinus (platypus)
Lineage: Eukaryota; Metazoa; Chordata; Mammalia; Monotremata; Ornithorhynchidae
Gene: RRP36
Product: ribosomal RNA processing 36
Exons: 6
Coding region: 54-548 (164 amino acids)
Biological process (GO): maturation of SSU-rRNA from tricistronic rRNA transcript (SSU-rRNA, 5.8S rRNA, LSU-rRNA)
Cellular component (GO): 90S preribosome; nucleolus
Source: RefSeq, a predicted model, not a curated record
GGCGCCCCGCGCCCCCGCAGCCCGGGCCCGCCCACAAGCACCGGCCGCUGGAGAUGUCGUCCAAGAGCCCCGUGCCCUUUCUGCGCCGCGUGGUCCCCGGCAGUAAGAAGGUCAGGCGCGACCCCCGCUUCGAUGACCUGUCGGGCACCUACAGGCCCGAGGUCUUCGAUAAAACCUACGCCUUCCUGAACGACAUCCGCACCAAGGAGAAAAAGCUCGUGGAAAAGCAACUGAAGAGAUGCCGGCAGGCGGAGGAGAAGGAGAGGUUGCAGAAGCUGCUGAAUCACAUGACCCAGCAGGAGGAGGCGCAGCAGGAGCGGCAGCGGCAGCACGAACAGCACCUGGCCCUGAAGAGAGAGCAGCGCGCCCAGGCCCAGCGUGGCUGCAAGCCCUUCUUCCUCAAGAAAUCUGAGCGGCGGCAGCUGGAGCUGGCUGACAAGUACCAGGAACUGAAGCGCAGCCAGAAGCUCGAGAGCUUCCUGAGCCGCAAACGCCGGCGGAACGCGGGCAAGGACCGGAGACGGCUCCCCCCGGGCAAGGCCCGCUGAGGACCGGCCGCCGAGGACGGGCGUCUCUCCUUGCGGCCGCCGCCUCCCUCGGGACUUGAGCUGUCGCGCCCCGGGCAACCCCGGAAAGUGGGAAGGGGCUGAGGAAGGGGCGGCUUUGAACUGAGUGCUUCAUCUGGCAAGAACGGCAGGCCCAAGCCCUCCCCGUCCCGAAACCGGGGGCGGGGGGAGCGGGAUUUGGGACUUGCUUUACCGUUCGCAAACCACAACCAGUUUUGCAGCCAGCCGGACGACCCCCGUGGACGUCUGUCGGCUUAGGGGAGACGAAAAGGGGGAGGGUGUUAUUGCGAAGGUAGCCAGAGCCAUGAUUUUUGUUGUGUGUCAGACUCGCGGUAGCGCCCAGGUCCUCCGGGACUCCCGUGCGGGAGCCACGCGGCAGAGCCUCCGUAAAGCUGGUUUGUUUCUCA